Messenger RNA from Trichogramma pretiosum, 1748 nucleotides. RefSeq lists its product as uncharacterized. The coding region runs from base 1 to 1155 and encodes 384 amino acids. Gene Ontology annotation, cellular component: neuronal cell body; axon; dendrite. NCBI's taxonomy places the organism in Eukaryota, Metazoa, Arthropoda, Insecta, Hymenoptera, Trichogrammatidae. Gene Ontology annotation, biological process: sensory perception of taste. The transcript has 3 exons. The record is from RefSeq and is a predicted model, not a curated record.
AUGUACUUCCUACUGAAAGACGGCAACAGACACAUCUCGGCGUUCUCCUUCUACCUCUUCAAGCUUCUCGGCCUGGCCCCGAUCGGCUGUCGAUUCGUGGUCGUCGACGGUCAUCGAUCCGUCGUUUUCUCCGACUGCAAACUCGGCACCUUCCACAAUCUUCUGCUCUGCGGCAUCGUCCUCGGCUCGGUCUCCUACAGACUCUACUACCUCGUCGGCGUUUACGCGACGAUAGCCGAGCCGGGCAUCCUCUUUCUGAUCUGCGACGCUGCCUACUCGUCGCUGGGCAUCGUCGUCGUGCUCCUGGCCAUGUGUCUGCGUCAAUCCAGCCUCUGCUCUCUGUGGUCGCUCGGCGCCAACAUACAGCGAUCUUUGCCCCAGAGACGCCGGAAAAACAGGCUGCACGCGCGAUACACCACGGUCGUGCUGAUGAUCGUCGCGCAGAUGUUCGGCGUCCUCGCACUCGCCUUGAACGUCGACAUACGAGGUCUGCCCUUCGCCGGCAAGAUCUGCUCCGUUUGCUACAUGAUCGCGUACUUCGUCGUCUGCACGCAGUACUCCAUGUUGGCUCGUCUGAUCGCCGAUGCGCUCGGUCAAACGAGUUCGGAUCUGAAGAUCCUGUUGGAGACGCGUCGACGGCCGCCCGAUUAUUUGGCGACGCUCGAGACUGCUCUGGGCGCGGCGCAGAAGCUGUACGAGUCACUGAUCGAGCUCGCCGAUCGGAUGGCCGAUUUUUACUCGUCGGUCAUGCUGCCCACCGUGGCGCGGUACUUGGUGUUUAUCGCGAGUCACUUUUACCUACUGUCGAAGAUGCUGCUGAACGAGGAUACCCGCAGGCCGGAGUUUCGCAUCUAUCUCGGCGGCUGUCUGUAUCUGUUCACGCCGAUUUUGAUGAUAUCGGUGCUGGCCACCGAGGCUAUUAGACAGAAUAAAAAAUACGUCAAGACUCUGACGGACAUCCUGCAUAAAUUCGACUAUCACGACUCGAUUCAAAAUCAAGUUGACGUGUGUCUCAGGUACACAUUUAGCAACCGAGUGAGUUUUCGAGUCUACGAUCUAUUCGUCAUCGACAACUCGCUUCUCUUAACGGUAAUCGGCACGAGCUGCACCUCCUGCAUAAUCCUGCUGCAGUUGCACACCCCACCUAAUGAAUAAUUUACAAAAAAAAAGAACAAAGAAACAUAUUCAUCUCACCUGCGCGUGUAUGUACUUGUGAUAGCGUCGACUGUUGAUCACGCAGAUGACCAGCAGAUUGGCCACGAGGAUGCCGAGGCUGAGCGCGAGUAUGACGGCGGCGCGCAGCAGCUCGAGCACGCCCGGCGACUGCCAGCGCGCCUCGAGGCCCCCGCCGCCCGCGCCCGACAGACUGCGCCAGCAGCUGCUGUUGCUGAGGGCCGGCGCCAGCAGUAGCUGCGGCCGCGGCUCUAUCAUCCUCCUGCGCCCGCUGCUGAGGCUUUUCUUCGACUAUUAUUGUGGUUGUUGUUGUUGUUGUUGUUGUUGUUGUUGUUGUUGUUGUUGUUGUUGUUGUUGUUGUUGUUGUUGUUAUUGCGGUGACGGUGGCGGUGGCCGUGGCUGAUCACGAUCGAUUCUGCGCUUCUUCUUCUGGUUGUUGGGUUUGAGGCUUGGCGCAUAAUUGGGUCGAGGGUGAAGUUUGCGGAAGCUAAUCGACUGUGCUAUGCUGCUGCUUUCAUUGGAGUACGUGAAGAUUCAUCUGUUGAGUUUGGUGCUUUGAUCUGCGAUCAUCUGUA